UAAUCAGUGAGUGUUGAUCACUUCAUCAGCAGGACACGUUUGAUCUUUGACCCGCAGCUCUGCACACUGAGUGAGUUCAGGUGUGUUCUGGGGAGAACAUUACACCAGCUGCGAUGGCCAAAGCGGAGUACACGGAGACUGCAGAACCGAACCAGAUCGGACCGGAUUCAGAGUCUGAUUCGGACCCGGAUGACCCUUUGCCCAGUGUGGAUGCAGCAGCGGGAUCCGGAGCGGUCCGGCGGACUCAGGUGAUCCACAGCGGACACUUCAUGGUCUCCUCGCCGCACAGUGACUCUGUGAGAAGGAGAAGCGCAGCUCUUUAUCAGUCUGAUGACUGUGAAUUCGGUACAGUUACCGAACCGGGCUACCAGACCUGCAGUUUCGGUGCAUUGAGCUCCAGACGCCUCAGCAUUGACCCGUCUCUAAGCCGCCUGUUUGAAUGCAUGACACUGGCAUACAGUGGGAAAAUUGUGUCACCAAAGUGGAAGUCUUUCAAAGGCUUGAGGCUGUUGUGGAGGGAUAAAAUCCGUCUGAAUAACGGUAUCUGGAGGGCUUGGUUCAUUCAGUAUGUGGAGAAAAGGAAAAAUCCUGUGUGUGGGUUCGUCACGCCACUGGAGGGUUCGGAGGCGGAUGCCCACGGCAAACCUGAGGCGAUUGUUCUGGAGGGAAGCUACUGGAAGAGACGGAUAGAAGUGGUGAUUAAGGAAUAUCACAAAUGGAGGAUUUACUAUAAGAAAAGACUUCAGAAGAACAAAGACCUGCUGUCCAUGCUGCAAAAGAGGCCUAUCUGUAUGACGGGGCUGGAGAAAUGGACCAAUCAGAUUUAUCCAGAGCCUGAGGCAGCAUCAGAGGAAGUGCACAUGUUUGACUUGGACUGCUUCCUGUCGGAUAUCUCAGACACACUGUUCACCAUGACCCAGAAACCCAGCGUGUGGAGUGAAGACCGGCAAAACACUUACACCAGUAAUGCAGAUAUGAUCCAGCCCGGUUUGACUCCACUGCAGCCCAACUUAGAUGAUCUGAUGGACAUACCCGACAUUUUCAUGAGUUACCGUGGGCAGUCGACAGAUCAUGCGGGUUAUUUUGACUACGGCUUCUUUGAGAGUUCAUCUAGUGCUGUGUAUCCUUCGACUCCUGACCCUGCGCUCACCACAGGACUGAUACAUACUGGACCUCUGAUAACACAGCCCAAUCUCUCAGCUGAAAGUUUACCUCACCCCUCCUCAUCUGCAAAUCUAUCUGGACCCAGUUACCCCCGCCAGACCCUAAACCCUGACAUGACCUUUAACCCCAGUGGUGAAAUUUCAGAACCCAAGUUCAAAGGUCACUCAGAGUAUAUCAGUGAAUUCCAUCACUCUGUGAACCUCUCGUGCGGCAUGACCCCCUACGGACAGCAUGCAUCUUUUAGUGCCCAAGCCACUGGCAUGGCAACCACAGAGAUGCCAGGCGCCAUGGCACAGGAGACACCUUACCCAUACCCAACAGCCUGCCUCAGAAACAGACAUUCAUGCAGCCAAUCACGGACCAACACGGCUGCCACAUCCACCGUUAUCACCCACACGGGUUCUACAGUGACCACCUUGCCAUCGGAUGCCCAUCACGGGAACCGAUACUCCAGCAUGGUAGAGAUGUUUCCUCCUCUAAACUCUUUAGGAUGCCAGCCCUCGACAGUAACCCCGUCUCAGCCCUCGCCCAGCCUCUCUCACUGCUUCUCUGUGCCGCAGCAGGUGGGCAUGGCAACAGUGAGUAGGAAACAAAAAGAACAGACUGGAGGAGCCCAAUUGGUUGGCAUGGUGAUAUCUUCAUCAACAGCUCCACCCACACAGACGAGUUGCCUGGCUAAUCUGCUCUCUUCUAGAUCUCAAGAGCGAAAACCAUCAUUGAAUUUUGACGCUCCUUUAACUGGUUCAAAAGGUCAUAGAGCAGCAUCACCGAUUUCAUCUCCAAACAGCAGCGGUCGAGGGGGAUCUCAGAUUUCCCACAGUUCCCCCUGGGCUUCUAUAUCACUGCCUGCGUUACACUGUCAGACGUCCUUGUCAGGUCACACCCACAGCGGCACAUCACCGGGAAACACAAUCUCCUCUCUCCUAAUGCAACAAACGCCACUUCUGACACCCAAAACAGAGAAGCUAUCCCCUGUACAAGUGAGGACCAGUUUAACAGUUAGUUUUUCAGGAAAGACGGGACAGACAUCCCCGACAAAUCCACCGGAGGAAAACCCAGAGUCAUCACACUUCUUACCCGGACAAGCCAAGAUGGAUUCCACACGAGUAAAAACACAAACAGAUACACGACGGAUCACACACAUCUCUGCCGAGCAGAAGAGACGCUUUAACAUCAAGCUCGGGUUCGAUACGUUGCACAGUCUGGUUAGCACUCUCAGCUCACAGCCCAGUAUAAAGAUCAGUAAGGCCACCACACUGCAGAAGACAGCGGAGUACAUCAGUAAGAUGCAGCAGGAGAGAGCUCAACUCCACGAGGAAGCUCAGAGACUCCGAGAUGAGAUACUAGCACUCAACUCGGCCAUCAAUGUGUGUCAGCAGCAGCUUCCUGCGACGGGUGUCCCAAUAACACGACAGCGUUUUGACCUCAUGAGGGAGAAGUUCAGAGAGUAUGUAAGAGCUCAGACUCUGCAAAACUGGAAGUUCUGGAUUUUCAGUAUCAUCAUUGAGCCUCUGUUUGAAUCGUAUAACGGGAUGGUGUCCACAGCCAGUGUAGAAGAUCUGUGUUGUACCACUCUCUCCUGGCUGGACCAGCACUGCUCUCUGCCCGCGCUCAGACCCACUGUUCUGAGUUCCCUCCGUCUGCUCAGCACCUCCACGUCAAUCCUCACAGACCCCAGUCUGAUUCCUGAACAAGCCAUGCAAGCUGUCACUCAGGGACGUUCUGCCCACAGCUGCAACCAAUGACAACAGACUCCCAAAACGACAGCCAAUCAUAUCCAUCCCACAGCUGCAACCACUGCUGUCUAAAAAAGCAACCCAUCAUACAGUAUAAUUCAUCCCACAGCUGCAGGGUUCCAUAAUGGUUAGGAUGCUGCCAGAGAAGUCAGCUGCCUAGUAGAUAGUGUGGCAGCUAACAGAGCAAAUAACAACAUACUCUCAAUACUGCAACCAAUCAUAUCAUCCACCUGACAGCUGCAACCAUUGUCGACGUACCCCCUUAAAAAGUCUCUCAUAGCCAAUGCAAUGAUAUUACCACUUCUAGACUUGCAACCAAUGACAGUGCUCUCUCUUCCACUGUUUUGUUAGAGUUAUUUGUUUGGUUUGUUCAUUAUUUAUAUUGCAGUUGAGAGAGAAAUAUAAAUGAUGGGUUGAAGAGAGACCGUAUGAUGUGAGCUAGAUUUGAACUCUCAGUGCCCAUAUUUGAGCACCACAGCUCAAUAUAUCAGAUGCUAAAUGCUAGGCAGUGGCUCUAAGAACUUUUGGUUUUGUUUCACUGAGCUUUAUUUAGUUUAGUUUAGUUUAGGACAGUACAGAGCAAGUCUUUUUCACAUGCCGUUAUUUGCCUUUCCGUUUAUACCACAGCAUAUGUUCUCAGGCUGUGCUUUUUAUUUGUUUAAUGUUUUAUAAUUCCUAUAAAAAUAUUAAUGAAUGUGAGUGUGAGACACGUUAUCUAUAAUGUUCUGUGCCUUGUUUACAUAACAACAUGUAAUUUCAGUUUUUAGAGGCUUGAAAAUACUUAACCGGUGUACAUUUUUAGUCCAUUACUCGUUUAAAAUUCAGCAAUAAAUGUGUUUUUACUCCUCUUUUCAGGAAUAACCAAACCCUUUUCAUGUUCUUUUAUUUGCAUGGUGCAUUACUGAAAUUCAGAGGUGUUCAGAAGUCGCAUAAGUGUCCAUUUCUAGUCUUUUGUGAUAAGUCCAGGUCAAGUCUUGCAUCUCUUUUUGGUAAUACUUUUCUAUAUACUGCAGGCUAGUUUAACUGUUGCAGGACACUUCAUUUCACAUAUCUUUAA
Messenger RNA from Myxocyprinus asiaticus (Chinese sucker), 3957 nucleotides. Its product is annotated as carbohydrate-responsive element-binding protein-like. Gene Ontology annotation, biological process: regulation of transcription by RNA polymerase II. Gene Ontology annotation, molecular function: DNA-binding transcription factor activity, RNA polymerase II-specific; protein dimerization activity; RNA polymerase II cis-regulatory region sequence-specific DNA binding. The record is from RefSeq and is a predicted model, not a curated record. The coding region runs from base 114 to 2909 and encodes 931 amino acids. The transcript is spliced from 17 exons. NCBI's taxonomy places the organism in Eukaryota, Metazoa, Chordata, Actinopteri, Cypriniformes, Catostomidae. Gene Ontology annotation, cellular component: nucleus.